AUGGAUAAGAAGCUUUUGGAAUAUAGUUUUAAGCCAGAUGAUAAUGAAAAGAUGAUCAGUAAUUUGUCACUGUCAAUAUACAUUGAUUCAUUAUUCUAUCUCAGUGUUAUUGUUGGUACUACAAUGGAAUUUGUUGAUCAAAGUAAUUGUAUAAUUGGCACCAGUGCUGGCACCAAUGCAGCUAACCCCACCAUCAUUACCAGCAGCGAUCAAAAGGACACUAUGAAUUUUGGCCAAAAGGUUGAAGAUGCUUGA
Molecule: messenger RNA, 255 nt
Organism: Enterobius vermicularis (human pinworm)
Lineage: Eukaryota; Metazoa; Nematoda; Chromadorea; Rhabditida; Oxyuridae
Source: the annotation of a GenBank genome assembly